This is a messenger RNA of Canariomyces notabilis, 2140 nucleotides long. RefSeq names its product asparaginyl-tRNA synthetase-like protein. Lineage: Eukaryota; Fungi; Ascomycota; Sordariomycetes; Sordariales; Chaetomiaceae. The record is from RefSeq and is a predicted model, not a curated record. Gene Ontology annotation, molecular function: ATP binding; nucleic acid binding; asparagine-tRNA ligase activity. The transcript is spliced from 3 exons. Bases 167 to 1696 code for a protein of 509 amino acids. Gene Ontology annotation, cellular component: mitochondrion. Gene Ontology annotation, biological process: asparaginyl-tRNA aminoacylation.
GGCAAAUCGUCCCGUAUCUUGCAGCCAGGUCAGGUUCAGAUUGUCGAAUUUCAGUUUCAUCGACAUUCCGACUCCUUAUUGCUAUAAGCCUUUCUUUAGUCUCUUUCACCAAGUCAAGAUUAGAUUACAACGCCUAGAGCGGGCACUUCAGAGCAACCACCGAGCCAUGCGGCCUGCCCUCGCUCUUCGGCCAUCUGCUGUCUCGCGUUAUGUGCCGUGUCCGCGCCGCGUCUGCCACAGAUGUUUAUCUCAACAGCCUAACCGCUCCAUCGCCGAACUGUUACGCUGGAAGCCAGCUCAAAGGGUUGACCAUGUCGUCGUCAAUGGCUUUGUUCGAUCCGUACGGUCUAUGAAGGCCCACAACUUCGUCUCUCUAGGCGACGGAUCUUCGAUCUCUCCUCUGCAGGCCCUCGUACAAACCGACCAAGCUGACGGUCUUACUGUUGGUGCGGCCGUCCGUCUCACCGGCUCAUGGGUGUCUUCGCCAGGGGCCUCGCAGAGCCAUGAGCUGCAUGUAAGCAAGGUUGAGGUUUUGGGCCCAUCAGAUGCUAAGACGUUCCCCAUCCAAAAGAAGUAUCAGACACCUGAGUAUCUUCGCACAAUGCCGCACUUGCGGCCGAGAACUCCAUUCAAUGCCGUCUUGUUGAGACUGCGUUCCGAGGUCAUUUCAUCUUUGACCCAAUUCUUCGCAGCCCGCUCCUUCACUCAGACGCACCCGCCCAUCAUCACGUCGUCCGAUUGCGAAGGGGCAGGCGAGGUAUUCACCGUGACACCGGCCAGCGAUGUAGCUGGUCCCGCAGAUAAAGACUGUGCCCAAGACUCAUUCUUUCGCUCUAGGAAGUAUCUUACCGUCUCCACCCAGCUUCACCUGGAGGCGCUGGCCCAAGCUGUGGGUAACGUCUGGGCUCUCUCGCCCGUGUUCCGCGCCGAGAAGAGCGAUACCUCGAGGCAUCUUAGCGAGUUCUACAUGCUUGAAGCUGAGAUGAGCUUUGUUGACGAGCUGGGCCCGGUAAUGGGCUUGGCGGAAGAUAUGCUGCGGUCCUUGGCCACUAACCUUUCCGGGUCGUCAACCUUCCAAGAUCUUCUCUCCCGGUCACGUCAAAGUGGCUCUGACCUAUUACCCGCAGAUGAGGUAGCUCGUCGCUGGGAGGGCUUGAUGCGUCACGACUGGCCGCGCAUCACAUACUCGGACGCUAUCGCCUUGUUACAGCAGAAAUCCAAGCUUUUCGAGCAUAAGCCGGUAUGGGGUGCAGGACUCCAAUCCGAGCAUGAAAAGUACCUCGCCCAGCAUGUUGGCGGAGGUGAGAAGCCCGUCUUUGUCACUCACUAUCCACGGGACAUCAAGGCUUUCUACAUGCGUGCCAGCCAGACGGCAAGCCCCGGCGGUGCAGGGACAUCCAAUCCAACUGUCGAUUGCUUUGACUUGCUAGUGCCAGAGUUUUGUGAGAUAGCGGGGGGUUCGAUGCGCGAACAUCGUUUGGAGAAUCUUCUGGACGCAAUGAAGCAGCAGGGUAUUCUCGCGUCGUCCUCGGACGGGAGCGGUCUUGACUGGUAUACCGACCUUCGCCGGUGGGGUUGCCCGCCGCACGGAGGCUUUGGCCUGGGCUUUGACCGAUUGCUCAGCUACUUAUCUGGCGUUCAAACCAUCCGAGACGUAGUCUCGUUCCCACGCUGGCUUGGGCGGUGCGACUGCUGAGGAACCAACCAGCCACAGGAUCAAUAUGUCCCAUGCCGGCAUUAGUAGCGCCCUCGUAUCGGGCGUUCUGCAUGCUCCUGGGAUCCGCCUUCAUCCGUUGACAGUCAGGGGCCGGUCGGAGACAAUGAAUGAGGGUGCUCUCGACUUCGAGGAUAGGCCCUACGGAUUUGGUGUUACGGCAAACUGCGCGGGUUUCAAACUAUCUGCAAGGGGCAAUGACCAUCUUACGGCCUUAUCCCUUAGGAGCCUUUGAAUCAACGUGAGCUUGCGGCCAGUCACGUCGACAAUUUGGAGGAUCGGAUGCCUGCAUCUAUGAAUAGGCGCGGUUGAUACAAGCUCCAAGUGACUUUGGAAUGAUACCCCAUCUCAGUUCAGCUCAAAUCCAUCGUUGUAGACUAGUGCAUCUGCAUUCAGAACAGGCAGGUAUCCGGCCGUCCGGUCAUC